Molecule: messenger RNA, 690 nt
Organism: Gavia stellata (red-throated loon)
Lineage: Eukaryota; Metazoa; Chordata; Aves; Gaviiformes; Gaviidae
Gene: STARD4
Product: StAR related lipid transfer domain containing 4
Exons: 6
Coding region: 45-668 (207 amino acids)
Biological process (GO): cholesterol import; cholesterol transport involved in cholesterol storage; intracellular cholesterol transport
Cellular component (GO): cytosol; endoplasmic reticulum
Molecular function (GO): cholesterol binding; cholesterol transfer activity
Source: RefSeq, a predicted model, not a curated record
CGAAGGGCCGCGGCCGCAGGUACCUUUACGCAGCGGGAAAGCAAAUGGAUCUCCUGCCAAAUUCAGCACCCCUGGCUACGAAACUCCGGAACACUCUGGUUCAGUACCACAGCAUCGGAGACAGCGAAUGGCGGGUUGCGAAGAAAACCAAAGAUGCAACUGUGUGGCGUAAACCAUCAGAGGAAUUCAGUGGAUACCUCUACAAAGCUCAAGGAGUGGUGGAAGAUUUUACUAGCAGAAUAGUGGAUCAUAUUCGCCCUGGACCUUAUAGGCUAGACUGGGACAGCUUAAUGACUACAAUGGACAUCAUGGAAACGUUUGAAGAGAACUGCUGUGUGAUGCGCUACACCACUGCUGGCCAGCUCUGGAACAUCAUAGCACCAAGGGAGUUUGUUGAUUUCUCUUACACUACAAGCUAUGAAGAUGGGCUUUUAACAUGUGGUAUAAGCCUAGACUAUGGAGAGGUGAGACCAAACUUUGUGCGUGGAUUCAAUCACCCCUGUGGUUGGUUCUGUGUCCCUCUCAAGGACUGUCCUAGUCACAGUCUUUUGACAGGCUAUAUUCAGACUGAACUGCGAGGGAUGCUACCACAAUCUGCAGUAGACACUGCCAUGUCUAGUACCCUGGCCAAUUUCUACUCUGACCUCAAAAAGGCGCUGAAGACAUAGACAAAUAGUGACUUUAAAGCCC